Capsicum annuum is the source of this 2057-nucleotide messenger RNA. RefSeq names its product ubiquitin carboxyl-terminal hydrolase 3. The transcript has 9 exons. Bases 1117 to 1830 code for a protein of 237 amino acids. Gene Ontology annotation, cellular component: cytoplasm. Gene Ontology annotation, biological process: protein deubiquitination; ubiquitin-dependent protein catabolic process. Gene Ontology annotation, molecular function: cysteine-type deubiquitinase activity. The record is from RefSeq and is a predicted model, not a curated record. NCBI's taxonomy places the organism in Eukaryota, Viridiplantae, Streptophyta, Magnoliopsida, Solanales, Solanaceae.
GACUGUUAUCACGCUUUGAACCCGUGAUCUACACAUUGAAGGGGCAAUUCUGCAGAUGGUCCUUACAUACUGAGAAAAUUUGAAUGCUCACUUCUUGUCGUAUCAUACAUAUGUUAGACUAGUAUAGUAUGUGAAAUUUUUUGGGAUUACCCUUAUAUUGAGUCACUUUCUACCAAAACAGAGAGGGAAAAAAGAAAGAAAGAAACAAACAAACAAAAAAAAAGGUAACAAACCACUGUUUGUUUUUUCUCCUUCUCUCUUGUCAAAAGUAGCUUCUACUAAAUCACUUAAAAACCAGAUGUGACAAGCAACAUUCAAAAUCCAACUUGGGAAUACAGUAUCAAAAGAGGCAACACAACAUAUAAGAGGGAUAUGGAGUUUUAACUAUGCUAUAUGUUAUUCGACGAUUGAGAAAUAUUUACAAUUCUAUUAAAUAUUAAUAUUUAUACACAUUUGCAUAUUUCCAGUAUGAAUUCUUUUGAUAAUUCUCCAAUUAAAGUGUGCAUCUUUCACAGGAUUAAAAGGAAAUGAUAAGGAUUAAGGUGAAUACUUAACGGUACCGAGCAAUUAAAUACGAUAGUUUCAUUAUUCUCAUUUUUUACCCAUAUUAAAAUGAUUUGUAAUCAUAUAAAUAUCUGAAUUUUAUUUUACCCACCCUCUUUCAAAAGUUAUGUUAUUUUAUUAAAAUUUUAUGUCAAGUCAAAUAGAGAGGAAAUGUGUAUUAGUUAAAUCAUUUUAACAUAAAAUUUUGAUAAAGUUUAAUUAUAAAAAAUUUUAAUUUUAAAUAUAUUGAGAUAAAUAAUCAGCUUUCGAUACAUCCAUAAAAAUACAUACUUAAUUGAAAUUUUUAUAUUUACUUUAUAAAAGUAAAAAUAUGAAUAUGUAAAUAUGAUAAGUUAACAUGUAUGUUUGCAUUAACGUUAUUUGCCCUUAAAUAAAUAUAGACAAGUCAAUUGUGACCAUGAUGCAUCAUAUAUUAGUUUUGGCCAAAGAGUGAAACGUGUAAUAAUUAAGUAAAGAUUUACGAAAAUCCAAAAGGUAUAUAAAGCAGAAACCGCUUUAGAGUUGCCACAUUAUGCUCCACUUUUACCUCCAAAACAGAGAAGAACAAAAUCGAUGGCUGACAGUGCUUGUCCUAUAAAAUGGCUUCCUCUUGAAGCUAACCCCGAUGUAAUGAAUCAGUUCCUUUGGGGUCUUGGUGUUCCACCGGAUGAGGCAGAGUGCUAUGAUGUUUAUGGGUUGGAUGAAGAACUUUUGGAAAUGGUGCCCAAGCCGGUCCUUGCUGUGUUGUUUCUCUAUCCUCUCACAUCACAGAGUGAAGCAGAGAGAGCACAGCAAGACAGCCAAACAAAGGUGCAGGACCCCUCUAUUACAGUUUUCUUCAUGAAACAAACAGUGGGAAAUGCAUGUGGAACAAUUGGCCUACUUCAUGCUAUUGGGAAUGUUACCUCAGAGAUAAAACUUGAUGAGGGCUCAUUCUUGGACAAGUUCUUUAAAUCAACUGCACAUAUGGACCCGAUGGAGCGUGCUUCAUUCCUUCAAACUGAUAGAGAAAUGGAAGUUGCACAUUCAGUAGCAGCUACUGCUGGUGACACUGAGGCUCCAGUAAAUGUGGACACCCAUUUCAUCUGCUUCACAUUUGUUGAUGGACAACUCUAUGAACUUGAUGGAAGGAAGUCCGGACCAAUUUCUCAUGGUGCAUCUACUCCAAGCAGCCUGUUACAGGAUGCUGCUAAAGUUAUACAAAAGAUGAUGCAAAAAAAUCCAGACUCAAUGAACUUCAACGCCAUCGCCAUUUCAAAGAGAGCGGAAGGCGAUGAUGCUCCAUGAGCGCAGAGUUCUAUUGCCUGUGAUCCCUUUGGCCUUUGCUCGCGCUUUCUAAUGUACAAAGAGCUAAAGAUGGACUUGUGCUAUCACACGUUUCGACACAGAACCAUUGCUGCCGCAUACCUUGACUGUGAUCUCCUGUUGUAUAAAACCAUAGAUUGACAAAUAGUUGAUACAGAUGUCCAUUUCCUGUUUGUAGCUCCAAUGUUCAAUCAAGUUUGGCUUAGAAA